Messenger RNA from Rhizophagus irregularis DAOM 181602=DAOM 197198, 1291 nucleotides. RefSeq lists its product as uncharacterized. Gene Ontology annotation, cellular component: endomembrane system; SNARE complex; plasma membrane. Gene Ontology annotation, molecular function: SNAP receptor activity; SNARE binding. Gene Ontology annotation, biological process: vesicle fusion; intracellular protein transport; exocytosis. The record is from RefSeq and is a predicted model, not a curated record. NCBI's taxonomy places the organism in Eukaryota, Fungi, Glomeromycota, Glomeromycetes, Glomerales, Glomeraceae.
AACUUCAAAAAUUUCAUUUAUUAAAUUUUUACGCCGUCUCGUUCCUUAUUUUUUUCUUUUUUCUUUUUUAACACUUUUAGAAUUUUAUAAAUUGAUUUUAUUUAAUUUGUUUUUUUUAAAGACUUUUUAAUAAACACGAUAUUAAAACGUAUGAAAUGGCGCAUUCUCAAGGGUAUAACGCUAGCGGUCAAUUUCUAGAAGAAGCUUCUGCAAUUGAUCAAGGAAUUAAGAAAAUUCAAGAUAAUAUCGGACGUAUUCAAAUGUUGCAAACAUAUAUUAUAGUUAGUACCUCAGACCAGCAAGCAGAUACACAUAGAAAAGAACGUGAAGGUCUCAUGACUGAAACAAAGAAUUUAUUAUUUGAGUUAAAGGAUCGAAUUAAAAAAAUCCAAUAUGAAAAUGCUCGAUUACCUAAAAAUGAUCUCAACUUAAACAUUCGUAAACAAAGACAUGAAGUUCUCCAUGAAAAGUUUACCAACGUACUUGAAGAAUAUCGAAACGUUGAGGAUGAAUAUAUGAGACACCAAAAAGAUCGAAUGGCCCGUCAAUACAGGGUGGUUAAUCCUGAAGCGAAUCAACAAGAAAUAGAUGAUUAUUUGGCCAAUCCUUCUGGUCAAUCAGUAUUUCAACAAGCAGUAAUACGCACCGGUGAAGCUAAAGCCGCGUUAGCAGAAGUUCAAAAACGACAUGGAGAUAUUAAACAAAUUGAACAAACCAUUUCAGAGUUAGCAUCUCUUUUUAGUGAAAUGCAAUUGCAGGUAGAAGAACAAGAUCCUGUAUUAGCAUCUGUUGAGGAAGAUGUGACUGAAACUCUGGUAAAAAUUGAAAAAGCCGGCGAUGCACUGACUCACGCAAAUAAAGACGCAAUAAAAGCUAGGAAGAAAAAGUGGAUUUUACUUGGAAUCAUAUCUUUUAUUGUUUUUAUUAUAGUAGUUAUAAUCAUUUUUCAAUUCAGGCAUAAGUCUUCUGAUUCUAGUGCACCACCUGCUACAACUACAACUAUAACUGCUACAUCUAAUACGCUUGCCACACCUACACCUACAUCUACCUUAUCACCACCUUAACAGAUUAAAAUUAUAUAAUUAUGUGUAAGAUAAUGUAAUUAAUAAUUAUGUAUCGUUAAAUUAUUAAGUUUAUCUAUAGCUUAUAUAUAUUUUUGUAUAUACUAUAAAUGAACAAUUUAUAAAUAUUAUUAUAAUUAAAAUAUUGUAAAUUUCUUUUAUUCAUGGAUAAAGUCAUCAUUUUAUUUGCAUGCUAAAUUUAUAGUGUCCGAAUAUGCAAUUUCUCUUUU